This is a messenger RNA of Acaulospora morrowiae, 1041 nucleotides long. Lineage: Eukaryota; Fungi; Glomeromycota; Glomeromycetes; Diversisporales; Acaulosporaceae. The record is from the annotation of a GenBank genome assembly.
GGCAUGAUUGUGUCACAAUUGAGCUAAUCUCUAGAGACAAUAUGGAUGUAACAGAUGAGAUCCAUCGCUAUCUUAAUGCCCGAUAUGUGUCAGCAUCAGAAGCUUCUUGGAGGAUCUUUCAUUAUCGCCUGCAUAAUGAGAAACCGGACAUUCAGCGACUCCAAAUACACCUUCCAGAUCAGCAGAUAGUUACGUUUUCAGACGAUCAACCUCUUCAAUCGGUAUUGCAACAGGACAAUAUUCGUAAAACAAUGCUAACUGAAUGGUUCACAGCGAAUGCAACACAUCUGGAUGCUAGAGAGCUAACCUAUGGGAACUUUCCAACAAAGUGGGUAUGGAACAAGAAGAAGAGGCUAUGGACACCUAGAAAACGUGAUGAUAUUCUUAUACAAGCCUGUCAUGAUAUUAAUAAUUACACUCUGGAAUUAAGCAACGAAGACUUACAGAAUAAGGCAUUAUAUCAUCUACAAUCAAUUCUUUGUCAGAAUGGCAAGAAUCUUACAAAUUUUCCACAUAUGCCCACUCCAACUAUAAAUCCAAUAGCAUUUUGUGAUAACUACCUUAUUCAAGAAGAGUUGCAAUAUGAUAUGCUUACAUUUGCUCGGCAAGCUAAUAGUAACAAAUCACAACUAAACUCUGAUCAACUUGCUACAAAUAUACGCCUACUUCAAAAUGCGAAAGCUCCAGAUGCUACUGCUCAACAAGACUUUGCUAAUUGGCUAUUGCAGCUUGGAGAGGGAUGUAUUCUGAUGGUUAAUAAAGGAGAAAACAUAAUCAAGCUACCUAUGGAUAUUGUUUUACCAUCUCAGAAUAUUCAAGACCUAAUUAACUUUGUAUACACUGACCUUGCUGCUCUAUAUACAGUAAUAAUUUUGACUAUCUGUGCAGAUUCACUUUGUGAAAAAGCUGAUAACAAUCAGGUUCAUCUUUAUCCAAUUGAAUUUCUAAAUUCUGUGAAUAUGGGAAAUCUGCCUGCUCACAAGCUCUUUUUCAAAGUUGGUACUCCUAUUAUGUUAAUGCGCAACUUAAAUGCUGUUGAAG